Misgurnus anguillicaudatus (oriental weatherfish) is the source of this 3070-nucleotide messenger RNA. NCBI's taxonomy places the organism in Eukaryota, Metazoa, Chordata, Actinopteri, Cypriniformes, Cobitidae. The record is from RefSeq and is a predicted model, not a curated record.
UGCCAGUCGCUUACAAAUGACGUCGUAAACGUCCAAACAGGCCGACAGAUGGCAAUAUUUAUUUAUAUUCGUUAUAAGUUGAUACACCCACACAUUAAUAAACAAUAAUACGGAACUGGAUAUAGAAAUUGGCAGUAUAUGUUAAAAAUGAUUUUAUUAACACCAACGUUAUAUUUUCAUUUUAUUGGGUGCCUCUUCGACCUUGCAAAUCAUACGGGGCUUUGAUAUCAUCCUGGAGCCAAACAAGCUACUAGCUGUAGUUGUCAAUCUUGUCCGAGUGAGGGCGAAGAUGUACGACCCAUUUAACUUGUUUAGUAACUUUUGAUCGUCCUUGGAGCGCAUAGACAGAAGAUUAUCCGCGAUAAUUGGCCUGAAAUCAUGCUGUGCGUUUUGACACGAACUGCGGGCCUGGUGAAACCCUGUCGUCUACUGUGUCCGGUGUCGUUUGUCCACGUAUCUGACCGGUCGCUGGUGUAUCAUCAGGAUAGUCUGCCAAAGCUGCCCGUGCCGCCUCUGCAGCAGACAUGCGAGCGCUAUCUGGCUGCGCUGGAGCCGCUGAUAAGCGAGGAGGAGAUGUCGCACACGCGCAAGCUCGUGCACGAGUUUCAGCGUGCGGGUGGUGUAGGAGACAGACUGCAGAAGAGUCUCGAGCGAAGAGCACGCAAAACUGAAAACUGGCUCUCCGAUUGGUGGAUGCAGACAACCUACCUGGAUUCUCGAAUGCCAGUGGCGAUGUACACUAGCCCUGGGGUUGUCUUACCCAAAAUGCACUUCCAAGAUCAGCAGGGACAAAUGAGGUUUGCUGCUAAGCUCAUUGCUGGAGUUUUGGAUUUCAAAAGCAUGCUUAAUAGUGACACAUUACCUGUGGAAUAUCUGGGUGGAAAGCCUUUGUGUAUGGACCAAUAUUAUCAAGUCCUGUCUUCAUGUCGGAUCCCUGGACCCAAGCGGGACACUGUGGUCAACUACGCUAUUGGGAAGACCCCUCCCACACACAUUACAGUGGUCCACAACUUUCAGUUCUUUGUUCUGGAUGUGUACAACAGUGAUGGUACACCACUGACCGUAGAUCAGAUCCAUGUUCAGCUGGAGAAGAUCUGGAACUCUUCUCUUCAAACCAAUAAAGAGCCAGUUGGCAUUCUGACCUCCAACCACCGCAACACUUGGGGCAAAGCCUACAACAACCUUAUCAAGGACAAGACAAACAAAGAGUCUGUGCGGGCCAUCGAGAAGAGCAUCUUUACAGUUUGUCUUGAUGCACCUAUGCCACGGGUGUCAGAUGAGAUGUACCACAACAAGGUGGCUGCUCAAAUGCUUCACGGCGGAGGCAGUCGCUGGAACAGUGGGAACCGCUGGUUCGAUAAAACGCUCCAGUUCAUAGUCGGGGAAGACGGAUCGUGUGGACUUACCUAUGAACAUGCUCCAGCUGAGGGACCUCCUAUUGUUUUUCUGGUCGACCAUGUUGUUGAUUAUAUGAAAAGGAUAGAGAUGGUACGAACUCCCAUGAUUCCACUUCCUAUGCCACUAAAGCUCAGAUUCAACAUCACACCUGAAAUCAAGAAGGACAUCGAGAAAGCCAAACAGAACAUGAACAUAAUGGUGCAUGAGUUGGACGUUCGAGUGCUCAACUUUAAAUACUAUGGAAGAAGAUUCCCAAAAUCUCAUAAAUUGAGUCCAGAUGCAUUCAUUCAGGUAGCUCUGCAGUUGGCCUACUACAGGAUGUAUCAGACAUGCUGUCCGACCUAUGAGAGCGCCUCUUUACGUAUGUUUAAACUGGGCAGAACAGGAGCCAUUCGAUCCACCACCACAGAGUCACUGCAGUUCACACAAGCCAUGGAUGACCCAACAAAACAUAACAGUGAAAAGGCAAUGCUGCUCGAAAAAGCCAUCAAAGUCCACAGAGAGAAUACACGCAUGGCGAUCCAUGGACAGGGUAUAGACAGACAUCUCCUGGGUCUAAGAAUGGUGGCCAUUGAGGAUCUGACAUCUCUACCUGAUAUCUUCAUGGACACGUCCUUCGCUGUGGCUUCACAUUUUAAUCUGUUCACUAGCCAGGUUGGAUCAAAGACAGACUGCGUCAUGUGUUUUGGACCGAUGGUUCCAGAUGGUUAUGGCGUCUGCUACAACCCCAUGGACAAUCAUAUAAACUUUGCUGUAACGGCCUUCAACAGCUGUGAGGAAACCAAUGCCACUAAAUUCUCCCGGUUUCUCAAGGAUGCACUUCUGGACAUGAAGACUUUGAUGGAGCAGGUGUCCGAGGCCCGUGAAUGAAACUUCAUUUGUGGUGAAAGAAACGUUUGGACUAAAGAGAAAACCCCUUUUAAUUACCUGACGGUGGAUUUUAUCAGUUUCUGCAUAUCUUUAAAACUGUUUUUGGAUGCUAAAAUAUAUUAUUUGCAAAAGAGAUCUAUAAGGAAGCCAUUUGUAAGUUGAUUUCGACAGAGACUCAUGUGGUGCUACAACAUUGCUCUGUUGGUUUGAGCAUCCUGACCAGUGCGACACAGCAGUAUUGGCUUGACUUUGACGUGGUACAUUCAGUUUGUUUGCUAAUAGAUGACAUUGGGAGUGUUGUGUUUUUUUAUUUUUGGUGCCGCUAAACGCACAGAAAUUACUUCAUAGUUCAGGCUUAAUAUUUUUUUAUGGACUAAGAGGCUACUACAAAAACAGACUUGAGGAAUUCUGUGUUCCAGUUUUAAGGUUUUAAUGUGAUCCGGUACAGGAUCAGAUCUUGGAGGGCCACAGAAUCCAGACUCGGAGCCGAAUUGUCUUCAUUACUUCAUUCACUUUGGCUUAUGUGGAAGACUAAUAUCAGAAUCUCAGAAUAUCAGAAAAUGAAUUAUUUAUAUUAUAAAUAAUAUAUUAGAGGUAUUGCUUUUUCAAGUUAUUUAUUUGUGCUUUUAGAUCGUCAGUCAAUUCGAUUAAUUUAUCAGUACAAUAAAUAUAUAUAUACGCACUUAGAUAGAUAUAAACAGUAUCUUGUUAAAAUUUUUCAACAAAAGUAUAUGACUAAACAAGGCAGACGAAUUUACAUUAUAUCUUUGGUAUUAUUAAUAAACCAUAUUGACUAAAAAGA